Messenger RNA from Acytostelium subglobosum LB1, 1671 nucleotides. RefSeq lists its product as hypothetical. The record is from RefSeq and is a predicted model, not a curated record. The transcript has 5 exons. NCBI's taxonomy places the organism in Eukaryota, Evosea, Eumycetozoa, Acytosteliales, Acytosteliaceae. Bases 1 to 1671 code for a protein of 556 amino acids.
AUGUUCUAUGACAAAGAUUGUACUGUACAAGUGCCAGUCACCUUUGACUCACUUAUAGAUACAAGCAAGUCCUCAGUGUAUGUCCGCGCCACCAACAUAGCCCCUUCUGCCCCCAUAGUAUCACAAGUUGGCCAAACUCUUGACUAUCAAUUUGAUCAACUGUUUGCUAAAGAUGAGCCUGGUUCCAACACAAUAUUCAAUCCCCCUCUUGGAUGGUCCAAGGUAUUUCUCCCUGAUCUCAAGGUUGAAACAUCUAUCUUCAUCAGAGACAGCUACAUCAAAAUGAAGAAUCUGAUUCUCUCAUCGCCAGACUUCACUAUCCUCAUCACUGGCAAUCCUGGCAUUGGCAAAAGCUUCAUGCUCAUCUACUUGUUGUUCAUCUUGGCCAAAUCAACGACGCGUACACUGGUGCUCCACUCCUCACACAUCAACGGAGUGUUACUCUUUACGUACAACCCAGCUACUAAAAAGCGUGAUGUCACCAAGUAUGCAGAAGCAAUUCAAAUAGAAUCGAUUCUCAUGGAUCCAGCAACAAUCUAUCUCAUCGAUUCUGUUCAUUAUGACCAACAGAUCAAGUGCAAAUCCAGUGGAUUGAUGGUAUCAUCACCAAACCCAGAGAAAUAUAAGGAGUAUCUAAAGAGAGAUCUCAACAAGCAGAAGUAUUGGAUGAACCCAUGGUCAAUAGAUGAGGUCAAUAUUGUCAAGAUCCUCUUUGACCAAUCCCAACACAAUGCAAUCGACACCAACUUUCUGCGUUGGGGAGGAAUACCACGAUAUGUUUUCUCCAAGUCCACUGAUACCAAGGAGCUUGAUGAUGCCAUUUGUCAAGUCAAAGGAGAUGACUAUGUUCACACCAAAAUCAAGUUUGGUUCUAAGUACAUCAAAGAUAGUGUUGCGACAGGAUUGAUCAAGACCAACAGAAGCGCAAUCAUCAACUUCAUUAGACAAGCUUCCUCGAUACAAUCCAGUCUUGGAGGUGCCUUUUUCGAGAUACUCUCACACUUGGAACUUGUCAAUCCUGACAAAUCGUUCACAAAUCGUCCUCUCUGUACAUUCCCAGUUACAUUGGAGCUUUUGGACAAUGCCGACAACACAGUGGUGGCAACUACAGAGACUGAUACUAUUGGAAUGUUCACUUUCAAAGAUCUCAAGCAAGCAGGGCCAUUCAAGAUCAGAUAUCCAUCACGCAACAUCACUUUCUUUGGCACCCAUUAUGCUACCAAGCCCAAGGAGACAAGUCGCUACUAUCUUUUUUCGAUGGGUUUUCAUCAACUCAAAUGUGAUCCAAUCAAGUUUAUCACCGUGGAGGAGAGAGACUUUGACAAAGUGGAAAUGAUAACCCCCGACACCUAUUCAAAGCCUUCAAUUGACAACUUCCCCUGUGUUGACUCAAUCAUCAAGAGGACAGCACCCGCUCGUUCAAUUUUCUUCCAGAUGACACUCUCCAAGGAUCACCCAACCAAUCUGGCCACCUUCUCUGACUUGGUCAAGGGCUUCACACCGGUAGAUCUUUACUUUGUGGUUCCAUCCUCCAAAUAUCACAUCUUCAAGUACCAAGACACCUACCAUCACAAGGACGUCAAUCAAUAUAUCUUGGAAAUGUCGCUUGAAGAUAUGGGCUUUUCACCAGACCCCCAUCAUAAGAAGGCAAAGUCUAACAAGGACGGAUAA